AUUUUCGUGUUUUUUUUUGCCAUAUAUAUAUAUGUAAGGCUUGGAAUUUUGUAGAUCUUUGAUUGUUCUUAAGUAUUAUUCGUUGUUUGUUUGAUUCCUUCGCGUUUUUUUCGGGGAAAAUCGAAAAUUCUGUGCAAUUUACUCGUGCAUUCAGAUGUAUGGGUGACUGAGGAGCUGUAAUAUCGGGUAAAUGCUCGCUAAUUGGCAGACGGCACGGAAAUCGUCGGAAAUGAAUGAUGCCCGGCUAUAUAGGAAGGCGGCGUCGGCAGCGGCAGAAACGACUACGCUGGAUAAAUGCCGCUUGGAAAUGCUGCACGAAUAUGUACGGGAUCAUUGUCAUCGUGCCCGCAGCGAGGGGGUGGAUGUAAAGGCGCGCCGGAAACUGAUCAUAGCCAGCGUUUUGUGUUUGGUCUUUAUGAUUGCAGAAAUCGUGGGUGGCGUCCUAUCGAACAGUCUGGCCAUCGCAACAGACGCCGCACAUUUGCUCACCGAUUUCGCCAGUUUUAUGAUCUCGUUGUUUGCCAUCUGGAUUGCCGGACGACCAUCUACGCAGCGGAUGUCCUUCGGCUGGUAUCGGGCUGAGGUUAUUGGCGCCAUGGCCUCCGUCUUUAUGAUCUGGGUCAUCACGGGCAUACUGGUCUGGCUGGCCAUUGGACGUCUCAUUAGCGGCGACUACGAGGUGAAUGCGAAGAUCAUGCUGAUCACCUCGGGCCUGGCCAUAUUGGUGAAUGUCAUAAUGGGAGUCCAGCUGCAGCAUGGCCAUUCGCAUGCCCUGGGCGGUGGGCAUGGUCACAGCCACGGUGGCUCUAAGAAGCCGAAAAAGAAGACCCCAGCCUCUAAUGGCAUCCCAUCCCAUGCCCAUGCCACAUCCACACCAUGUUCCGCUUCGCCCAACCAAAGGAUUGAGGGCGGUGUGGCCUUUGCGCCCGAGGAUGCCGAAUUGCCUGGCGGCGGAUUGCCCACGUUUUCCUACCAAAAUGCAAAGUUAGUGGAUCCCGCAAAGGAUUUAGAAAUUGCAGCAGUUCUGGCCGAGACAGCACCAGGAUCACAUCAUCACGGCGGACCAGUUGGACGGGAGGCCGUCAACAUGAAUGUCCGAGCUGCCCUCAUCCAUGUGAUUGGCGAUGUCAUUCAGAGCGUUGGAGUGUUCGUGGCCGCCGGGGUCAUCUACUUUUGGCCAGAGUAUUCCAUCGUUGAUCCGAUUUGCACAUUUGUUUUCUCCAUUAUUGUCCUCUUUACCACGUUCACGAUUAUGAAGGAUGCCCUGCUGGUGCUCAUGGAGGGGACUCCCAACUACAUGCACUACGCCGAGGUGCUGCAGAUAUUCCAAGGCAUCGAGGGCGUUGAGCGGGUGCACAAUUUGCGCAUCUGGGCGCUGAGCAUUAAUAAAGUGGCGCUAUCUGCGCAUUUGGCCAUUGCUGAAAAUGCGAAUCCCAAGCAAAUCUUGGAUGCAGCCACAUCGGCGGUUCACUUGCGCUACAACUUUUUUGAGACCACCAUCCAGAUCGAGGACUAUACGGCCCAGAUGGAGAGUUGCCAGCAGUGCAAUGUGCCCGAGAAGUAGAGUUAUUGUGAAACAUAUCCCCCAAAUAUGAUACUGUAAUUCGAUGUAUAUUCAAUAUUUAUUUUGCUGUACGACCGAUAAGAGAUGGCUCACCCCUCUCUGUCUAUACCCAUACGAAGAGUAAACAAAGUCCCAAUGCCGGCUAGAUCCGGCAAACAAAUGAACUACAAAAUAUAGUAAUAAAAUUCGA
This is a messenger RNA of Drosophila eugracilis, 1754 nucleotides long. It is a transcript of the gene ZnT35C, whose product is annotated as zinc transporter 2. Gene Ontology annotation, molecular function: zinc ion transmembrane transporter activity. The record is from RefSeq and is a predicted model, not a curated record. The transcript has 7 exons. Gene Ontology annotation, cellular component: plasma membrane. Gene Ontology annotation, biological process: zinc ion transmembrane transport; response to zinc ion. The coding region runs from base 191 to 1564 and encodes 457 amino acids. NCBI's taxonomy places the organism in Eukaryota, Metazoa, Arthropoda, Insecta, Diptera, Drosophilidae.